Molecule: messenger RNA, 795 nt
Organism: Colletotrichum truncatum
Lineage: Eukaryota; Fungi; Ascomycota; Sordariomycetes; Glomerellales; Glomerellaceae
Source: RefSeq, a predicted model, not a curated record
AUGGCUACUGUCGGAACCGACGCUGAGGGACAGGUCAAGUUCCUCGUGAGCUGCAUUCGAUUCUCAGCCAAUGGCAAAGUUGACUUCGAAGCCGUUGCCAAUGACUGCACCAUUGUCUCCAAGGCUGCUGCGGCCAAAAGAUUCGAGCGCAUCCUCAAGGCUCACGGCAUGAAGCCUGGUGACCUCUCCAAGGGCGGUCCCGCCAGCAACGUGACCCCCACCCAGAGUCCCGCAAAGACCGGUCAAAAGACUCCCUCCAAAGGUGCUAGCAAGGCCACCCCGAAGAACAAGUCGGCCAGCAAGCGCACUGCUCCUGUUGCUUCCCCCACGAGCAACACCAAGCGCGCCAAGCUCAUCGCUUCGCACCCUGCUGUCUCGUCUUACAACAAUGAAGAUGAUGAGGAGGAACAGGAUGAGUUCAAGAUGAAGAAGGAAGAUCAUGCCGAUGUUGAUUCAUUCACCACUACUGGUUCGUAUUACGAUAAUCCUCGAGCCCGCAAUCACGAUGACGACGACCUGCAACUUCUCUACGUCGUGGAGAAGACGAUCGGUUGCCCCAUUCACGAUACCGGCGAAUAUCGAGUCCCGCCAUCCGUUUCCGUUUCGAGCGAUACUAACACUGAUUCUUCCACGCAGAUGCUGCCAACGCCGAUGAGCAGUUCCAGGCUUAACUUCACCCAGCUACCAGCCUCGUAUCAUGCUUGGGGUUUGAUGCCAGGCUCACUUUUUCCGAGUUGGCCAGACACAUGCAUACAUGAAGAUCGAGAUGCUGUCCAGUUGGUUGGGAUAUGUUAG